GGGUAAAGUGAUUGAGCCGGGUGAGCUCGGGUAGUGUCUCAGGUAGCUCCAGUCGAUACAGUCGAUACAGUUUUAAUCCACCAUCUCCGGUUUGAGUCAACUAACGUUACUUCAGUUUUGGCGAUUUAUUCAUAACGUAAGGACGUUUAGUUACUGGAAACGAGGCGCAUUUCCGAGGUAAGCAUGGCGCUGUCUUUGUCCUCUCCGUCUGCAUGCCCCUACGACGAGGAUGAGGAAAUAGCUGUGUUUGAGUCUACGGCAGCAGAGCAUGGAGGCUUUACCAGACCCCGUCUACCUGAGAUCUCUGUAAUUUCCCCUGGCCUUGACCCCCGGCCAUCCAUUACACAACCGAAACUAGCAGUGAAACCUGCAGUGGCGACACAAGGAAGCUGCGAUGAAGGCAACACAGAUAGGGUGAAGGUUUUUCUGCGCAUCCGGCCACUUACUGAGACUGAGAGAGAGCGGGGAGAGGAACAGGGUUGUGUGGCUGUCCAAGAUGAAGAGACUCUGCUGCUCAAAGCUCCAAAAGAGUCUCAGAACAUGAGGACCGCAGAGAGGGGCAUCACCCAGAGCAUGCACAAGUUCAGUUUCUCCAAGAUUUUUGGGUCAGAGACAACACAGCAACAGUUCUAUGAGUGCACGAUGAAGAAGAUGGUGAAAGACGUGCUUCAAGGAGAAAACCGACUCCUCUACACUUAUGGUGUCACCAAUUCUGGAAAGACUUACACUAUUCAGGGCAGUGGUCGAGAGGCAGGACUCCUACCCCGGGCUUUAGUGUCUCUGUUCAGGAAACUGCAGGGUCGUCUCUAUGGUGCAAUGGACCUGAAGCCUGUCAUGUAUCAGGAUGUGAGGCAGCUUGAGCCCAGAGAGGUCAGGGUGGAGGAAAUCCGUAGAAACUCUCUGCUUAAAGAGGAUGAGAAUCAGAUGUCCCGUCGAGGUGGGACCACUACAAUCUGGGACAGUGGAAUUGGAGGACUCUCCUCGACAAGUAACAUUGCUACCCAGCUUGAAGACACUGAUAGUGUUUGUCUGGAGCCUGACAGCCUUUCACACAGUGGAGGAGAUGAUCUGGAGGAAGGGGUGCAGUUUUCUAUCUGGGUGUCCUUCUAUGAGAUCUACAAUGAGUUUCUGUAUGACCUACUGGAUGCUUCGCCCUCCCUGCAGCCCAGAAAAAGGGCCACACUGCGGCUUAGUGACGACAAACAGGGCAACCCCUAUGUGAAAGACCUCACCUGGAUCCAGGUCCGCAGUGCUGAGGAAGCCUGGAGGAUUCUGAGGGCUGGACGUCGUAACCAGAGCUUCGCCAGCACUCACCUCAACCAGAACUCUAGCCGCAGCCACAGCAUUUUCUCCAUCCGUGUCCUUCACGUUCGCCCAGAGGCAGAUUCAGCCCAGGCCAUGCAUAUCAGCGAACUGACUGUGUGUGAUCUGGCUGGGUCUGAACGCUGCAAAGAGCAGCGUAAUGGUGAGAGGAUGAAGGAGGCCAACAACAUCAACACCUCCCUUUUGACACUGGGACGCUGUAUUGCUGCUCUGAGGCACAACCAGAACAACAAGUCACGACCCCCUCAAGUGGUGCCCUUCAGGGACAGUAAACUGACCCGAGUCCUCCAAGGUUUCUUCUGUGGCCGGGGAAACUCCAGCAUGGUGGUCAACAUCAAUCCAUGUGCCUCCAUUUAUGACGAGACCCUCCAAGCCCUCAAGUUCUCAGCUAUCGCUACUCAAUUGGUCCAUGGCCCGUCCACAAAGACCAGAGUGGCCUAUAUCCUGUCCCUACUGCGUGAGCCAACAGCAAAUGGUAAUGAUAGCACGGUGCUGGAAGAAGAGGAGGAUGAGAGUGACGUUGAAGACGGCGAUAUGACCAUGUUAAAUACUGAGGCAUUGCUACAGGCCAUUGAUGUCCUGAAGAGAGAGGUGCAGCGCCAGCGGGAAGAGAAAGAGGUUCUUGAGGCAACUGUGAGAGAGCAGGUGGUCUCUGAGAUGAUGGAGGUCAUAUCUGGGAUGCAAGAGGGCUUCAGUGAGACCUUGGAGGCAGAGAGGGCUCUAAUCGAAGAGAGGUACGAAGACAGGAUAACUAACGUGCAAAAACAUUUGAAGAAGUUCUACAGCCAGGAGCUGAAGGAGCGAGAUCAGGAGAUUGAAGCUUUGUCUGCCGCCCUCGAAAAAAGAAAGGAAGCUGAACCGACCCCCAUGUCGGUGCCACAGGGUGACUUUGAGGGGCCUCGACGUUCUCAGCGCCUCACUACUCACACAGAAGCUGGCAAGCAGCGCGCUGAGCUCGACCAGUGUCGUGCUGAGCUGCUCACCAAGUCACAAGAGCUGACUAAUCUGAAGAUGCAGCUGGAAGUCCCAGGUUCAACUGGCACCCUCACUAGCGCUGCUGACCGCAAGCUGGAGGAGGGUCAACGGAACCUGCGCCAGCUGCGCCUGGAUCUGCAGAGGCUCGGGUUGGACCUGCAGUCUGGUGAACGAGCCUGCUGUCGUAACACAGGAGGGGAACGGUUGCGCCAGGCACUAACCGCUGCAGAUGAGACACUUGUCAAACAGGACCAGAUCCUGGUGGAGCUCCAGAAUGGCCUGAUGCUUGUAAAAGCUGACUUAAGGCGGAAAGCAGAGGCCCUGGCCCAGACGCAGGCCAUCCAACCCCAGCUGCCCCCCUCAGGUUCUGAUACCUGCAUCACACCAGGUUCCUGCAAGAAGAGGGGCUGUGGGGCCGCUGCACCAAGUGACACUGAGAACCGGCCUCCGCAAAAACGGCCCUUUUUCCAGUCUCUGUUCCCAAUGCGUACCCCAACGCGGAAAUACAACACUCGUGCUGUUGAAGAAGCAAACAUUACCCCCUACUCACGGAUCUUGCGGUCCCGCCAGCAGUCGCCACCCCGCAGCCCUGCCCCCACCCCUCGUAGUCUCAGGGGGAAGUACUAAGCUCUUUGCUUCAGUGGGAGUGCGUACUUUUUGAUAUUAUGCAAACACAGUUAUAUUUGCUGGUAACUUUAUCGUAUUUUUAUAUUGUUUUGUAUAUAUUCACUUUUGCAGUGCAGUUGACUCACUGUUAUCAUGCCAAAUACAGUUAAAACGUUCAUGCCAGUAUAACAGUUAUGCUUUAAACAGGGUUGCAGUAUACUACUAAGGGAAUUAAGGGGUUAAUAGUUAUGGACUGUAUGGUAAGAAUAGUGCAUGUGUGUGCGUGUGUGUGUAAUUAACCUUCUCUGCCUCUGCAACUCCUCCACGUUUUUUCUCUAAGUAUUUUUCCACAAUAAAAUCUAUGAAAACAUU
Messenger RNA from Dicentrarchus labrax (European seabass), 3276 nucleotides. RefSeq names its product kinesin family member 20A (gene kif20a). The transcript is spliced from 19 exons. The coding region runs from base 184 to 2925 and encodes 913 amino acids. Lineage: Eukaryota; Metazoa; Chordata; Actinopteri; Moronidae. Gene Ontology annotation, biological process: microtubule-based movement; mitotic spindle assembly. Gene Ontology annotation, cellular component: nucleus; spindle microtubule. Gene Ontology annotation, molecular function: plus-end-directed microtubule motor activity; microtubule binding; ATP binding. The record is from RefSeq and is a predicted model, not a curated record.